AUGGCCCAUUCUCCAGGCACCACUCCAGAUGGUCAGCUCAUUGUCUAUCACGGUGAGCUGUUCUGUCGUGUAGCCAACUGUGAGCGCCGCACGGUGCCCUUCUCUAGCACCCCAAACCUGCGCGCACACCUUCGCCGCCAUGGCACUACUGUAACGCCCACCGCAUCUGGCCGCAUGACCCAGGACAAUAUGGACGCUGUUAUUACUUGGCUCGAGUCUCUAUUCAUCAGUGGGGAGGAGGAAUAA
This is a messenger RNA of Penicillium vulpinum, 246 nucleotides long. RefSeq lists its product as uncharacterized. The record is from RefSeq and is a predicted model, not a curated record. The coding region runs from base 1 to 246 and encodes 81 amino acids. NCBI's taxonomy places the organism in Eukaryota, Fungi, Ascomycota, Eurotiomycetes, Eurotiales, Aspergillaceae. The transcript has 3 exons.